UUAAUUCUAAGACUUUCUAUUAGAAUCUUCAUUGCAGAUAAAAAGAGAAUUCCAAUAUCUCCUCUCGCGACCAUAACCUUCCCGCCGUUAAGAUGGAAGCCGUCGGAGCCGUGGCUUCAAUAGCAUCGCUUACUGAGAUCGCCGUCAAGUCAUUUCGUGCUAUCGCUCAGCUAGUCAGAGACGUACACAACGCUCCAAAGGAAUUCUCUCGCCUGGCUCAGCAGCUGGAUGUUCUUCAAUGCGAACUUUCUCUAUUAUGCGAGUUUGAGCGACAAACAAUAAAAAGUGAUGAGCUACUUCUGCUCCCAACAGAAAUCAGGCUCCUUGAGCGAGCCCUUCUUUCUGCCAAUGAACAUAUAUUAGAGCUUUGUAGUCACUUUGACAAACUCAAACCACAGACAUAUAGCCAUAAAGCUAGGCUGCAGUGGGCACUUAAGGACAAACCGCAGACGCAGGAGUUAUUGAGUGGUCUGAGCCACAUCGAAGCCAGCUUAACAAAUGUCUUGCUACUGCUCAAUAUCCGUCUAAGUUCUAUGUCUUUCAAAGUGGCCUCAUCAAUGAGAGAAUCUCAUAAGCUCAGCAUGCUAGGACAAUACAAAGGAUCGAUAAAUGCCAAACAAGAAGUCUACGAUGGCCUGUCGCUGCCUAGAAGAACACUCUCAUCUCUUUUUGAUCGCGAUCCUCAAUUUCAGAAUAAGUUUUACGGAUCGUGGUGCUCAGCAGAUAACCCGUUAUUCGCGUGGCUGGGUAUCCAAGUGCUGCUUACCACAUAUGGUAAUGACCUCCAUAAUACUCUCUUCCUCUAUAGCAAGUUUCAGCUGUGGAGACUGCUAGGCUCUAAAGCAAUCUAUUUUAAUCUAGGCCUUCGUGCAUUACCUCUUGCUAAUUUGGGGUUCUCGAUACUGCGAGGGGGUCUUUCAGUUAGGUCUAUAGUGCCUGAAGGGUCAGAGCUGAUGAAGGCUUGUCAACAAGGGGAUGUCCUGACAGUCAGAGCAUUGUUCUCUUCUCGCAAGGCAAGUCCCUAUGAUGUAACGUUAUCAAACUCUACACCUCUACGAUAUGCCAUUGAAAGUGGAUCCUUAGCUCUGGUUAAAUUUCUCUGUUACCACGGUGCUGAUGUCAACACCACAUUUGGAAAAUUUGAGACGAGCCCUUUAGAGUGGGCUUUUAGAGCAAGACAGAUUGAAACUGCACGAUUCUUCCUAGAAAAAGGGGCUAGUCUUGACUAUCUCUGCUAUCGGGGUUGGACGCCAGCUAUGCUGCUAUUUCAACCAGACUUUCCAGAAGUUCCUCCACAGUUCUUUGAACUGUUAACUUGCUACUCUUUUACCGACUUUGAUGUACAAGAUCGAUUCGGAUCAACCGUCCUGCAUCGAGCUGCUUCAUGGGGAACAGGUGCAGAUGUACAUGCCUUACUUCAACUUGGAGCAUCACCUAUGUUGACAGAUGGAGACGUAGGAUGGACACCUAUAUUUGAAGCUGCAAGUACUAAUAAUAUUGACGCUGUAAGGCGGAUUGCAAAGGAUAUGCCUCCGGAUUUUGUUCACUACGUUGACUUUAACGGCUGGACUAUACUCCAUGUGGCGAUUGAGGGUGGCGGACUUGAAACAAUUACCUUUGUACUGGAACUAGGCGCCGAUCCAUUUCUGCCUGUAAGAAUCAAAUGUGAGGAUACCGGUGUUGCAGAAGAAAAAUCUGUUAUUGAGUUUGCAAGAGCUAAGGGGGAAACUACAUACCGUCACUUUCUAAAGGCGCUGCAAAAAGUAGGGCAUAGCAUUUCUAGUGAAAACGAUUUAGAGGAAGAGGAUAUAUUUUGGGAUGUAUUGGAGGUUAAGGUGGUUUAAAAUACGCUUAACAUUUG
This is a messenger RNA of Fusarium oxysporum Fo47, 1861 nucleotides long. Its product is annotated as ankyrin repeat-containing domain protein. The coding region runs from base 93 to 1844 and encodes 583 amino acids. NCBI's taxonomy places the organism in Eukaryota, Fungi, Ascomycota, Sordariomycetes, Hypocreales, Nectriaceae. Gene Ontology annotation, molecular function: protein binding. The transcript has 4 exons. The record is from RefSeq and is a predicted model, not a curated record.